UCCACUUCGGAAGAAGGCUCGAUUGUAUACGAGCGCGUGUGUGUAUAUUUAUUUUUGGUUUUUUGUCUCCAUUUCAUUCGGCGAUUAAAAGGCACCGGAGUGAACCCGAAGCGAGGCCGCGGCUCUGUGUGAACCGAAACCCCGCGUCCCAGCGCCCUCCAGUCCGCACGGAUGUGACCACGGCGGUGCUGAUCGGGGGAAGAUUUCAUUAUAUCGGAUGGCCGGGAUUUGACAAUCUGACACUUCACAGAGUGUGUGCGGGCGUUUGUUUGUUUUUUUUUUUUUCGGAUGACAGCGGAUCGAUCGGACACCAGGGUCGGAUCGAAGUCGGGGAUUGGAGCGCGGUAGUGAGUCGGGACUUCGGGCUUUGGGGUAAUUAAUAGGCGGAACACGGCGGAGCUCCGGAGACGCAGCCCGGACCACUUGUUGAAGAAAUUUCGGGGAAACAAAAGUUCAUCCUCGGCAGUUCAGGAGACGGAAAAACACAUUUUGAAUGUUUUUUGUUAUUUUUUUCCCAGUUUAGUGUUGAUUUAUUUCGCUAAAAACUUGCGUAAGAACUUCACGCAGGAAGGAGCGGAGCUGCGGUAGUUCUGACCGAGUUCCAAGCGCUGCCUGCCUGCUAGCUCUGUCCGCGGAUCCGCGGCGCUUCACGGUGCGAUUGGAUGGUGAAAACCCCCCCGUGAAACAGAACAAUAAUUUCAAAACCAAUUAAAAUAUAUAAAUUUAUAAAUCUUCGAAACACACCUCAAUCCGGUGUUACACAAUAAUCCAUUUAAAAUAAUUGUACCUAUCUGACUAGCUUAAGCAAGUUCCUGCUACUCAAAGCUAAUUUUCCGAAAGUUGCCCACAAAUUACUUCGCCAUAAUCAAUAUUUAGUACCAAAUCAUAAUCUUAACCUUUAUAUUUAUAUAUAAAAUCUCCAAAAGAAACCCCAAAUGAAUUAAAAAAUGGCUCGGAUACGACUUAGCUAGCAAACUAGCCAGCGCGGCUAAACCGGCUAGCUAAUCAGCGCAGUUUGGGGGAAAAAGUUAUAUACUUUUAAUUAUUCGUUUUAUAUUAACAUCAAUAUAUAAAUAGUAAUUAUUUUUCACGUCAAUACGCCAUUAACACGUUGAUUAGCUUAACUCUGUCUCUUAUUUUUAAUUUAGUUUUAACACUUUUUUCUCCCUGGACCGACUUUUUGACAGCUGACGACGUCUCACUAUUUUGAUUAUCAUUUUAUUUUUCCUUCACAAAAAAAUGAUUCGCAUUUUACAGCUUCUACAGGAUUGCGAGCUGGAAAAUAGCUGAACAUUGGACAUUUGUUUUCCUUUAUUUGGUUGUGGUUUUCUUUCUUUUCUUCCUUUUUUUUUCUUUGCUCAAAAACUCUUGCGGCCUACAUCAUGUCCGGAUCCCCGGGCUCGAGUAGCUCCUCCAACCCGAGGAAGUUCAGCGAGAAGAUCGCGCUGCAUAACCAGAAACAAGCGGAGGAAACGCGGGCCUUCGAGCAGCUCAUGACGGAUCUCACAGUCUCAAGGGUGCAGUUCCAAAAGCUCCAGCAGCUCCGUUUGUCUCAGAGCCGUGCCCAGUACUACGGUGGUUCCCUGCCCAACGUCAACCAGAUCGGCAACACCAGCGUCGAUUUUCAGGGCAACUUUCCCUCCGCUCUGGACUCUGUGAGAGGCACCAGGCACCACGGUCUGGUCGAGAGAGCGGUCCAAAGAGACCGCAACCGUAUCAACUCGCCACAUCGCAGACCGAUCGACAAACACGGCCGGCAAGCAGAGAGUUCUCCAUAUGGAACAGUGUACUUGUCGCCUCCCCCGGACAACAGCUGGAGAAGGGAGCAGCAGCCAUGGACCGAAGAGAAACGGCCCGGGUUUAGAUUAAUAUCGCAGCUCAACAGAACCAACUCGGAUUCGGCUCUGCAUACGAGUGCGAUGAACCCAAACCAGCAGGAUCCAUACAGCGGGAACCAACAGACAGGACGAGGACCACCUCAGCGCAACGCCAGCAUGAAUGAAGCGGAGGUGGAUGGCACAGGAGAUGUCUUUUCUUUCCCUGCGGUUCCUAACGAGGAGAGUCUUAUUGGUGUGAGUAAGCCGUUGCCCAGGCAGCUGUGGGAGGCCAAAAAGGUGCAGUCCCUUUCAUCACGGCCCAAAUCUUGUGAAGUACCUGGCAUCAAUAUAUACCCAUCUCCAGAGCAGAACAUCGGUCUCUCUCACUACCAGGGCACGUUAAAUACAGGCGGCUCUCUCCCGGACCUCACUAACCUGCACUUCCCGUCUCCUCUUCCCACCCCACUUGACCCUGAGGAAGGGGGCUACCCCAACCUGAGCGGAGGCAGCAGUACAGGGAACCUGCCCGCUGCCAUGAUGCAUCUUGGAAUCGGAAAUUCUCACGGUUUAUCGUCCUCUCUGAGCAACCCUUCCAUCCAUUCUUCUUUGCGGCUUUCCUCGCUCUCCAGCCCUCCUGCAGGGGGCAUGGCCACUUCUCCCAGGAGGCGGCCGGCUCCCAUCAGCCCCCUGACCCUUUCUCCUGGCUCUGAGCAGCGCCGCAGUCUGGGGAAGCAGCUCUCACCCACCAUGUCUCCAUCCCUUUCUCCAAUCACACAGGGGGUCCCCUUGGACACCAGCAACCUACCAAUGGAGCCACCGCCUCCUUACCCUCUCUACCAGCAAUCACAGCAGACCUUGCAGCAGCAGUCGACCCAGUCCCAUCUGUCCAGCCUCCAACAGCGCCAGCUUCAGGGAGGACAGCAGCAGCAGCACCAACAACAACAGCAGCACCAACAACAACAACAACAACAACAGCAGCAGCACCACCAACAACAACAACAACAGCAACAGCAGCAGCACCAACAACAGCAACAGCAGCAGCACCAUCAACAACAACAGCAACAGCAGCAGCAACAACAACAACAGCAACAGCAGCGGCAGCAACCGGUUUCUCCUUUGCAGAACAUUCCCCUAGACUUCAACUCUAGUGUCCAUAACAGUAUGGGCGUGUUCUUCAACGAUCCGUUCAUGGAGUCGCAGUUCUCCGGUCGUCAGUCCAAGUGUCCGCCCUAUCAGCAGGACCAGUAUAAUAUGCUGGACCACGCAAUGUGCUCCAUGGCUGGAGGAUUCGACCCGUCCUCCAACCUUUAUUGCUCCCAGUCUUCGCUUAUGGGCUUGAGCGGUAGUCACGGCAACCUUCAUGACCCCUUGCCGAUGAAGUCUAACAUGCUGUACUCAAACUGUGGCGGUGCAGUGCCCAAUAUCAUACUCACAGAUGAGUCGAGUCCGAGCCUAUCCAAGGAUAUCAGCAGCGUCCUGUCUGCCGUCCCCGAGUGCUUCGAUUCGGAGGGGGUUUUCCCCCUGGAGGACGAGCUUCGCAUUGAACCUCUCACCCUGGAUGGUCUGAGCAUGCUCAGUGACCCCAACAUGGUCCUCCCGGACCCUUCUGUGGAGGACAGCUUCCGCAGCGACAGGCUCUGAAGCCUCUCGUCACCUCUCUCUUUCUCACACACAAACAAACAAACUCGCUCGAGAUGUCAAAUCUCCCACAGCAGGACCCUAUCUUGUUUUUCUCUCUCACACACACACACACACACACACACACACACACACACACACACACACACAGCAAAAACAUUCGUCCCUCCCGCCCCCAUCAGCCAUUCAGUACACUACAGCUUCAUGUACAGUGACUGGUGAGAUGUUCACACGUUACUAUGACUUACAGGAGCGUCGUCUCUCAGGGGCCAUUCUCACUCCGUGUCCUCCAUCUGCCACUCGAGACACUGAUGAUCGUGAUGUUCACACAGAGCACGCUCAGAAUUCUAUCUGAACGCUCCAUACACCCAACCACACGCACACACACACACACACACACACACACACACACACACACACACACAAACAUCCUGGUCUAAGAUUUAACAAAGAUCUUUGGCCAGUUUAAGAUCUGGGAAUCGAUCCAUUCAGGAUUGUACAUGUGGAGAACGUGUGCAUCAACGCAUCGACGCUCAUUGUUUAUAUACAUAUGAUUUUGAAUAUUUCAUCCGCGACACCAGCAGCACUCGUGUGGAUGACAUUGUCCUGAGGUUCUUCAUUCUUGCCUUCAUUACAAAAGGAAUCCAGCGGAAUAGUGAUAAUCAGCUGCACCGCAUUGCACGUCUCCGCCUGCGCCAACCGAACCCGCGCAUGCAUUCAGAGCACGACGACUCGACGGAAGCGUUUUCUCCAUUCUUAAUAUCCAGCACUGUGACUGUCUGCAGUGUGUGUGAGAUUGUAUAUAAAUAUAUAUAUAUAUAUAUAUAUAUAUAUAUAUAUAUAUAUAUAUAUGAGAUAAAGAGAAUACACACCAUCAUGGAACAGAAGGAGCCAGCAAUCUGCCCGGUCGCAGCUCAUAUUGAUGCACCACAUGCGCCGUGUCUGUGCAACCAGCAGGACGAGGUCGAGCUUUUUUUCACACCGCAUCGCACGAGCCAUGAAUUCUUUCCCUCAUUACAUAAAGUUUAAGGGAAAAGGGUUUUUCUUUAAGGAGCAUUAUUUGUUUUGUUUGUUAGUUUUUUUUAAGUGAAAGAAAAGUUAAUCGUCGUUUUUUUUUUGUUUUUGG
This is a messenger RNA of Silurus meridionalis, 4581 nucleotides long. RefSeq names its product CREB regulated transcription coactivator 3 (gene crtc3). The record is from RefSeq and is a predicted model, not a curated record. Gene Ontology annotation, cellular component: cytoplasm; nucleus. The coding region runs from base 1383 to 3458 and encodes 691 amino acids. Gene Ontology annotation, molecular function: cAMP response element binding protein binding. Gene Ontology annotation, biological process: positive regulation of transcription by RNA polymerase II; protein homotetramerization. The transcript has 15 exons. Lineage: Eukaryota; Metazoa; Chordata; Actinopteri; Siluriformes; Siluridae.